UUUAUUUAUUCGUAACCAUGGCUCCUCCAAACACUGACGCUAUUAUCCAAGAAUUCGAAAAGCUCAACCUGCAACAACUUGCACGCACCAAGGGACAUUACCUUGUUUACCCAGAGACAAAGUAUCCUUCCCUCGAAAACUUUGAACAUCACGAUCCCGGUCAUCGUGCAGACCCCACAAAAGCCUCUAUUCUCAAGCAAGCCACCAAAGUAUUUGACUUGACUCCCCAUAUUGGUACCGAAAUCCACGGCCUUCAGCUCUCUCAGUUCACUGAUCAACAAAAGAACGAUUUGGCUCUGUUAGUUGCUGAACGUGGCGUUGUUUUCUUUAGAGACCAAGACAUUGACGUCUAUCAAGCUCACGAUUUCGCCAAGUACUUUGGUCCUCUUCACGUCCACAACACCUUUGGACACCCAGAAGGCCUUCCUGCGGUUCAUGUAGUCUACUUUGACUCCGAAUCAAGAGCAAGAUACAGAAAACUUAUUGACUUUGAUAUUGACUCAAGAUCCUCCUGGGAAGGUUGGCAUUCUGAUGUCUCUUACGAACCACAAACUCCUGGUUUAACUCUUCUCAAGAUUGAUACGCUCCCACCUGUAGGUGGUGACACUCUUUGGUCAUCUGGUUAUACUGCCUAUGACAGACUAUCCCCUGCUCUUCAAAAGCUUCUCGAAGGUUUACAAGCUGUCCACUCUGGUCAGGACCAAGUUGAUUUUGCAAACCGUGCUGGUCACACUGUUCGUCGUAGUCACUGGACGGCUGUUCAUCCCAUCAUUCGUACUCACCCUGUCACAGGCUGGAAAGCUCUAUACGUUCAACCCGGUUUUACAAGAUCCAUCGUCGGUCUCUCAAAGCGAGAAUCAGAUGCUAUCCUUCGUUUACUCUUUGACCAUGUUGCUUCAGGAGCUGACUUCCAGGUUCGUUUCAAGUGGGAAGAAAACAGUGUGGCCGUUUGGGAUAACCGAGUGACCUCCCACAAUGCCAUCUUUGACUAUCUCGAUGACGGUCGUCGUCAUGGCUGGAGAUUGACUCCUUUAGCAGAGAAGCCUUUCUAUGACCCUAAUAGUAAAUCAAGAGCACAAGACCUUGCUGAAAAGCGAAAGGCUGCCAAUGAACAAUAG
Rhizopus microsporus ATCC 52813 is the source of this 1118-nucleotide messenger RNA. RefSeq names its product TauD-domain-containing protein. Gene Ontology annotation, cellular component: cytoplasm. The record is from RefSeq and is a predicted model, not a curated record. NCBI's taxonomy places the organism in Eukaryota, Fungi, Mucoromycota, Mucoromycetes, Mucorales, Rhizopodaceae. Gene Ontology annotation, molecular function: 2-oxoglutarate-dependent dioxygenase activity. The coding region runs from base 18 to 1118 and encodes 366 amino acids. The transcript is spliced from 3 exons.